CAGGAGGCUGAAAAGUGUGUGAUGACUGUGGCCCCUUUCCCUGACUCCUAUCUAAACAUGGAGAAAUAAAGGAGGGAAAGGGAGAAUACACCAAGUGAGCCUCUCUCUCUCUCUGUCUCUCUGCACAGCAACAGAGGAAGGGGAAGAGAAAAGUGCAAGGUGCAGGGAGUGGAGGUGGUAGCAUUUCUUUAUCUGGUUGUGUUGCUUCUCCGCUCUGCACUCAGCAGGUUGAAGGCAGUGGUGGGACGGCUGCCAGACACACCCAGUCCAGGCAGUAAAACGAUCCCUGCUCUGCCCCCAAGCUCUUUCUAACGGAUAAAAGGAGAGGAAGUGCUACUCUGAAGGUUCAGAGGAACUCUUCUCUCUUUAACUCCACUGAGCCUCACUUACUCUUGCUUCCCAUCUAUAUUCUCCCCCCCUGCAAAUAAUAAAAGCCCUGCUUGAAGAGCCAUGUCACAGUUUGGUUACAGCUCUCGCUCAGCAGCUGGGCCCAGUGGCUUCAACCAGGUCAGAGUCAGCUCCGUCUCGUCGUCUCGUGGAGUCGGAGGGGGCAGCAGCUUUAGGAGGCCGGGUGGCUUUGGCAGCUCCAGUCUCUACAAUUUGGGCUCUGGCAACAGGAGGAUUGCCCCGGGUGGUGGAGGCAGCUCUUUCAGUGUCCAGUCUUCAUAUGGAUAUGGCGGUGGCCUUGGCGCUGGCAGGUAUGGUGGAGGGUUUGGCGGUGGGCUUCCAUCGCCAGGCAUUCAAGAGGUCACCAUCAACCAGAGCCUCUUGAGCCCCCUCAAUCUGGAAAUCGACCCCACCAUCCAGAAGGUACGCAAGGAAGAGAAGGAACAGAUCAAGACCCUCAACAACAAAUUUGCAUCCUUCAUUGAUAAGGUCCGAUUCCUUGAGCAGCAAAACAAGAUGCUGGAGACCAAAUGGAGCCUCCUGCAGGAGCAGAAGACCACACGGAGCAACAUUGCACCCUUCUUUGAGACUUACAUCAACAACCUGCGGAGGCAGCUAGAUGGCCUUCUGAAUGACAAGGGACGCUUGGAGGGAGAGCUGAAGAACAUGCAGGAUCUUGUUGAGGAUUUCAAGAACAAAUAUGAAGAUGAAAUCAACAAGCGCACAACGGCAGAAAAUGACUUUGUUGUGCUCAAGAAGGACGUUGAUGCCUCCUACAUGAAUAAGGUGGAGCUAGAGGCCAGGGUAGAUGGACUGACGGAUGAGAUAAACUUCCUGAGAGCGCUCUAUGAAGCUGAACUGAGUGAGCUGCAGAACCAGGUCUCCGAUACUUCUGUGGUCCUUCAAAUGGACAAUAACCGAAACCUGGACUUGGACAGCAUCAUUGCUGAAGUCAAAGCUCAAUAUGAGGAGAUUGCCAAUAAGAGCAGGAUUGAAGCGGAAAGUUGGUAUCAAAGCAAGUAUGAGGCCCUGCAAGUCAGCGCUGGGAAGCAUGGAGAUGACCUGCGGAGCACAAAGAAUGAGAUUGCUGAGAUUAACCGCACAAUCCAGAGGCUGCAGGCUGAGAUUGAUAAUGUGAAAAAUCAGCGUGCCAAGUUGGAAGUGGCCAUUGCCGAGGCAGAGGAACGUGGGGAGCUGGCUGUCAAAGAUGCCAAGGGAAAACUAGAUGAGCUGGAGGCUGCUCUCAACAAAGCCAAGCAAGAGAUGGCCCGCCAGCUACGAGAGUACCAGGAGUUGAUGAACGUCAAGCUGGCCCUGGAUAUUGAGAUCGCCACCUACAGGAAGCUGCUGGAAGGGGAGGAGAGCCGGCUGGCUGGUGAUGGAGCUGGUUCUGUGAGCAUGACUGUGCUCAACUCCAGUUCUGGUGGAGCAUAUGGCAGCGGAGGUGGUUUCGGCUACGGAGGAGGAAUCAGCUUUGGAAGUGGCAUGGGCAGCGGUGGAGGCCUCAGCUUUUCCCCUGGAGGUGGCUCGAGCGGCGUGAAAUCGGCAUACAGUAUGACAACAAGCACAUCCAGAAGAAGUGUCAGAAACUAAGCCCAGAAAACCAAGAUCAUCACUGCCUGAACACAUCUCUAUUUCUUCCCCUCUUUCCCUCACAACAGAGAAAGCAAAAAAGUGGGGUAGAUCAUUAUUUCCCAACAACCAAACCUGCUACAAAAUCCAGCCGUAAUGAAUGAAAUGAUGAUGCUAUAUUCUGCAAAGACAUUAUGCCUCCUCCCUCAUAUACAGCCUAAGUCAGGGGUGGGGAAUCAAAUUUGGCCUGGCAGGCUGCCUCCAUCUGCCCAACAUCUGACAUCAUAUGUGAUGUCAAGUGUGAGGCACAUAGAGAUGCAGCUCAAUCAGCUGCUCAUGCAGCCAAUCCCUGCAGGAAACAGGAUUGAACUCCCCUGCAUCAGCUGAUGCACAGGGAGUUCAAUCCUGCUUGGCUACUGUCUUUCCCCUACCACCAUGGACCAACUUUGACAGUGGGACUGCCUGCUUGUCAAUCACCUGUGGCAUUAUUAUGUCAGCUGAUGCGGGCCCACUUACCUGUCCAAGUUGCCCUAUGGUGGCGGUGAGGAUAAAGGUCUGGCCCACCAGGCCAAAAUGUUUCCCCACCCCUGGCUUCAGUCCAGGGAUUUACAUGGCCCUCUAGAUGUUGUGGACUGUAACUCCCAUCAGCCCCAGCAAGUGUGGCCAGUGGUUAGGGACGAUGGGAAUUGUAGUCUGACAACAUCUGGAGGGUUCCCCAUCCCCACACUUAUCGUAUAAGUAUAUCUAUGGUGUGCUGGUGGUGGUGUGGGGAAAGAUUCCCUGGUCCUGGCCUAAACAUGUGGUGCUGCUCCCAUUGAGAUCAAAGGGAGUUCUGCUGUUUAUUUAACUGACAGCGAGGUUCAACUGGAAAACAAAAUUCUAAACUAUCCAGGCAGUUUUUAUGUUGUCUCUUUUUGAUGCAGAAAUUGAUUGCCCACUCCCAAUUUUCCUGGAAGGAAAAAAAUGGUGAAAGGCAAAAAAAGAAAAGAAAAAUGAAAUCAGAGCAAACUUCUACUCAGAAUGGUCUUCUGAUGCCUUUACCUCCUAUUCUGCACUGUAGCGAUGUACGAAAUUAAGAAGCAUGCAAUUCUCACAUGGUGCCACAUUUAUCACAUCCUGCUUUUUUGUUUGUAAUCAUGGUAUUGAACAGGCAGUACAGAACCACAGAUCCAAGGAGAAAUUUGGCAGAUGAGGAGGGUUUCAUAAGCAGCCUUAGUCAUGAUGUCACUGCAGCUCCCUACCUUCACAAAUUCUAACUGGAGUUGAUUUUUUUCUUUGCUCCUUUAGCAUAGAAGGUGGGGUCUAAAAGUAUUUAAUUCCCCCUUUGGAAUUAAUAUGAAUACACCUGAAUCUUAAAAUCCACCCAUUUAAUACUCUGAAAUUUCUCCAGCUCCUGCUAGAUGUUAGGAGGAGGAAGGGACCCAGUCUCAACACAUUCUCAGUUACAAUUCACAUUCUGCUUUGAACUCUGCGGUUUCUGAAGCUAACUCUUGCCAUCCUAUUCUGCCCCAAGGGUCACUUUCAGAUGGAAUAAACCCACUGAAACAGCUAACCCUAGACAGCACCAUUGUUUCAUUAUGCAUGAUGUGAAUGACUUGGAGUGAAUGACUGACAGCUGACACUAUGACCAGCUACACUGUUCUGUAUCUAUAUCACAUCAGAAGUGCUUCUCUGUCAUGUAGCAAUGAAUGUAGGUACCUGGAUUUGUGAGAUGGAAUGAACAUUAAUUCUCUCUUUUUUAUCUUUUUUAAAUAAAGUUUACUCAUUGCCCCCA
Molecule: messenger RNA, 3733 nt
Organism: Rhineura floridana
Lineage: Eukaryota; Metazoa; Chordata; Lepidosauria; Squamata; Rhineuridae
Product: keratin, type II cytoskeletal cochleal-like
Exons: 9
Coding region: 451-1980 (509 amino acids)
Biological process (GO): intermediate filament organization; keratinization
Cellular component (GO): keratin filament
Molecular function (GO): structural constituent of skin epidermis
Source: RefSeq, a predicted model, not a curated record